Molecule: messenger RNA, 2470 nt
Organism: Asparagus officinalis (garden asparagus)
Lineage: Eukaryota; Viridiplantae; Streptophyta; Magnoliopsida; Asparagales; Asparagaceae
Product: protein NRT1/ PTR FAMILY 8.2-like
Exons: 2
Coding region: 471-1889 (472 amino acids)
Biological process (GO): transmembrane transport
Cellular component (GO): membrane
Molecular function (GO): transmembrane transporter activity
Source: RefSeq, a predicted model, not a curated record
UCAGAAAACCAUCAAAAGUUCCAACCUUUUCAGCGUUAUUUUCAGAAAACCUCCAAAAAAAGUCAACAUAAUGUUUAGAAAACGCAAACUUUCAACAUUAUUUUUAGAAAACCCACCCAAACUAUCAUCAUUUGGACAUCGACAAUAUUUUCAGAAAACCCCCAUUAUGCUGUUAGGGGGGUUGUUGAAAAAAUUACGGAUGCCUGGAUUUAUUUCCGGGAUUUGGAGCCUACGCAUGCACUGUAAAAAGUAGUGAGAGACCACUUCUUAUAUGAUUGUCAUUGACGUGUUUAAUGGGUGGUUGUAAUUCAAUCCAAAUCUAGCAAUCACCAUGCUCCUCAUGAAUGACACUCAUUCCUAAAUUAAGAAGUUGUUUCUCCACUAUUUUUUUUAUAGUAAAGAGGAUCUGAAUCUGCAAAUUUUGGUAUAAGCUCCCAUAACUCGUUCACUCUUCCAAAUUUUAACAGGGAAUGGCCCUCCUAACAGUCUCCGCCUCCCACGACGGCCUCCGCCCUCCCCUUGGCCAACCCGCAACCUCCAAACAAAACGCAUUCCUCUACAUCUCCCUCUCCCUCAUCGCCCUCGGCACCGGCGGCAUCAAACCCUGCGUCUCAUCUUUUGGCGCUGACCAAUUCGACGAGUCCGACCCCAAAGAAUCUGCCAUGAAGUCGUCCUUCUUCAACUGGUUCUUCUUCGCCAUCAACAUGGGAGUGCUCCUCGGCAUCACGGUGAUGGUUUAUGUGCAGGAAGAGAGAGGGUGGGGCUGGGGGUUUGGAGUUCCGGCGGCGAUGACGGUGGUUUCGAUAGCGGUGAUUGCGGCGGGGUUUAGGGUCUAUAGGUUCCAGAGGCCGAUGGGGAGUCCGUUUACCAGGUUUCUGCAGGUAUUGGUUGCUGCUUGUAGGAAUCAUUUGAAGGGGGCUGUGAGGGGAGGGGAGUUGUAUGAGGUGAAGGGUAAGGAGUCUGAUAUUGUUGGUGCAAGGAAAUUGAGACACACUAAUCAGUACAGAUUCUUGGACAAGGCAGCAGUCAUAGCAGAGCCCAACACCACCACCGCAACAAAGCCCAGCAGAUGGAGGCUGUGCACGGUGACACAAGUCGAAGAGCUCAAAUGCUUCAUCAGAGUCCUCCCAAUCUGGGCCACAACGAUCUCCCUCUCCCUCUCCUUCGCCCAAAUGUCCACCUUCUUCAUCUCCCAAUCCUCCCUCAUGAACCGCACCCUCUCUACCUUCACCAUUCCCACGGGCUCCGUCCCCGUCUUCGGGGCCCUCGUCCCCCUCCUCCUCGUCCCCCUCUACGAGUCCCUCGCCGUCCCCCUCCUCCGCAACCUCACUGGCGCACGCCGGCGGGAAACAAAAAACAAACGCAUCAGCUCUCUCCAGCGCAUGGGUGUCGGCCUCUUCAUCGCCAUCUUCGCCUUUCUCUCCGCUGCCUUGGUUGAAAAACACCGCCGAGACAAUUCAACUUCAAAUUCAGGUCCUAAACCGUUGAGCGUGUUCUGGCUGUUCCCGCAGUUCUUCCUCAUGGGCGCCGCGGAAGUGUUUACGUACGUCGGGCAGCUGGAGUUUUUCUACGACGAGGCGACGGACGGGACGAGGAGCCUGUGCAGUGCCAUGUUUUUGAGCGAGUUUGGGAUCGGGAGCUGGCUGAGUACGGCGCUGGUGAAGAUCGUGGAGGGGACAACAGGAGGAGAGGAGAGAGGGUGGUUGAGGAAUAGGUUGGAUGAGAGCAGGUUGGACUUGUUUUACUGGGUUUUGUGUGGGAUCAAUGGGGUGAGCUUCGUGGUGUAUUUGGUUGUGGCGAUGAGGUACAAGGGAAAGGAUGGAGGUAGGAGUGGGAGUGUGAGGGAUGAGGCUGUGCUGAUGAAAGCUGAGGAGGAGGAGGGGGUUUAAUGGAUUUUUCAGGGUAUUUAUGUUUUAAUUAUUGAAUUAAAGUGAUUUGGCACAAAUUUUACAUUUUCAUUUAGUCGAAGAACACGUAGUAAUCUUGUGUUUCUCAUCGUUUAUCAUGUGAUUGUAUCUUAUCAUAUCAAACGUUGACAUUGUUUCCUUAUUUUUUUUAGAGGAACAGGGUUUACUUCCAUAUGCACUGUAGAAGUUUGAUUGUAUCAUGUUGUAUACUAACAUGUUUGUUACAGAUUGAACGUCUUUUUAAUGGACAAAAUUAAAGCCUGAAAUUUUAAAUGCAUGUUCAAUGUGAUUUUGACCCGGAUUGGUCUAGUAUCAUUUAAAAUUUUCUUUAUAUUACAAACCCUUUUUUGCUACAUCCAAACUGCAACAAUAUGCUGAGAAUUGAGAAUUUUAAUUUUAUACUCUAACGUUUCUGCACGACAGGUUAAUUAACGAAUGUCUCUUACAAAUUUAUUUUGUAAAUAGUUCAUACACAUGCCGGUUAUUUCAAAAUUUGUUGUGUUUUAGUAAACUUUUUACCGGAUCACUUUUGAAAAAUAAAAUUGUAUCUCUUUGAAAGUAAC